Messenger RNA from Marmota monax (woodchuck), 1993 nucleotides. Its product is annotated as antigen WC1.1-like. NCBI's taxonomy places the organism in Eukaryota, Metazoa, Chordata, Mammalia, Rodentia, Sciuridae. The transcript is spliced from 11 exons. Gene Ontology annotation, cellular component: membrane. The record is from RefSeq and is a predicted model, not a curated record.
AUGUUUAUUUUUUUCUCAGAGACCCCACAGCUCCGCCUGGUGAAUAGGGGCAGUCGCUGUGCAGGCAGAGUAGAGAUCCUUCACAAACAUUCCUGGGGCACUGUCUGUGAUGACAGCUGGGACCUAAAUGAUGCUCACGUGGUAUGCAGACAAAUUGGCUGUGGAGUGGCUCUUGAUGUCAUGCACAAUGCACAAUUUGGGGAGGGAUCAGGGCCCAUCUGGCUGGACGAGCUGAAGUGCACAGGAGAGGAGGACCAAGUGUGGAAGUGCCCAGCUCAAGGCUGGGGGCAUCAUGACUGCACACACGAUGAGGAUGCAGGUGUCAUCUGCUCAGGAAACCAGACCCAGCUGCUGCCCCAGUGCAAUGACUCCUGGUCAGACCCAGCAGGCUCUGCAGCCUCAGAGGGACACACUGCCAACUGCUCCGACAGCAGACAGCUCCGCCUGGUGGAUGGGGGCAGCUGCUGUGCAGGCAGAGUGGAGAUCCUGCAGCAGGGCUCCUGGGGAUCCAUCUGUGAUGACAGCUGGGACCUGAGUGAUGCCCAUGUGGUGUGCAGACAGCUGGGCUGUGGAGUAGCCCUGGAGGCCACCAUCUCUGCUCACUUUGGAGAGGGAUCAGGGCCCAUCUGGCUGGAUGAGCUGAACUGCACAGGAGAGGAGGCCUACCUGUGGCAGUGCCCUUCCCAGGACUGGGGGCAGCACGACUGCAGGCACAAGGAGGAUGCUGGGGUCAUCUGUUCAGAGUUCCUGGCCCUCAGGUUGGUGAGCGAGGACCAGGAGUGUGCUGGGUGGCUGGAGGUUUUCUACAACAACACCUGGGGCAGUGUCUGCCACAGCCCCAUGGAAGCUGUGACCUUGUCCGUGAUCUGCAGACAGCUUGGCUGUGGGGACACUGGGACUCUCAACACUUCUGUUCCUCUCAGAGAAGGUUCUAGACCUCGUUGGGUGGAUGGAAUCCAGUGUAGGAAAAUGGACACCUCUCUCUGGCAGUGUCUUUCUGACCCUUGGAAAUAGAGAUCUUGCUCUGCAAAGGAGGAAGCUUAUAUCAUGUGUUCAGGAAACAGACCCAAGAGCUGUCCAGCCACUGUACCCUGCACAGACAAAGAGAAGCUCCAACUCAGGGGAGGAGACAGCGAGUGUUCAGGGCGAGUGGAGGUUUGGCAUGAAGGCACCUGGGGCACUGUGUGUGAUGACUCCUGGAGCCUGGCAGAGGCUGAGGUGGUGUGUCAGCAGCUGGGCUGUGGCUCUGCCCUGGAAGCCCCAGGGGAGGCUGCAUUUGGCCCUGGAAAUGGAAGCAUCUGGCUGGAUGAGGUGCAGUGCAGGGGCAGGGAGCCCUCCCUGUGGGCCUGUGCUGCAGCACCCUGGGGACAGAGUGACUGCAAGCAUGAGGAGGACGCUGGUGUGAGGUGCUCUGGUGAAAGGACAACAGCUCACCCCAACCAGAGAAGCACCAGUUCAGCCUCAGCCACUGUCCCUGGCAUCUUCUCCUUACCUGGGAUCCUCUGCAUGGUCCUGGUAACCCUUCUCUUUCUUGUCCUCAUCAUCCUGGGAAUUCAACUGCUCAGAUGGAGACGACAGUGCCAAGCCUUAUCCACUUUUGAAGAUGCUGUUGAUGAAGUCCUGUACCAGGAGAUAGAUUACCCCAUAAAUCCAGAGAAGGAGAGCCUGCUGAACAGCUCAGAACCUCGAGGACAGCAUGCAGUUGCCACAAGCAAUGGUUAUGAUGAUGUUGAAGAGUUACCAGUUCCUGAAAUUCCUUCUUCCUUUGGAAUGAAAGAGAACAGGUUUUUCCCAGAAGAGGGAAGUGGUGCCAGGUGUUCUAAGACAGGUAGUUCUCUUCAGACCCUCAAAGAAGCUGACAAUUCUAACAUGGAAGACACAACAUCCUUAUUGGUCCUGAGACAAGAGUACCCUGGAUAUGAUGAUGUUGAGCCUAACACCAUGUAGUGCUUUUUGUUUUGUUUGUUGUUGUUGUUUUGGGAGCAAUUAAGUC